AUGCCUGAGCUCAUGGAGUCCAUGUCAAACGGAAUUUUCCACAACUUGAUUACAACCUUGAUUCAAGAUCUCGUUGCGAGAGAGACCUCAAAAGAACAGUUGCUAAGAGCCAGAUACCCAGACCUGAAGCCAUAUCACUACAGUACGGACCACCAACUCGACAUACACGGCAAACCAAAACAGCAGGAGUCAUCGCACUAUCUGCAUUGUGACAACUGCGGGAGAGACGUUUCAGCCAACCGAUUCGCUGCUCAUUUGCAGAGAUGCCUAGGUAGGGGUUCAAGAAGGUGA
Torulaspora globosa is the source of this 291-nucleotide messenger RNA. RefSeq names its product SAGA histone acetyltransferase complex subunit SGF11 (gene SGF11). The coding region runs from base 1 to 291 and encodes 96 amino acids. NCBI's taxonomy places the organism in Eukaryota, Fungi, Ascomycota, Saccharomycetes, Saccharomycetales, Saccharomycetaceae. The transcript has a single exon. The record is from RefSeq and is a predicted model, not a curated record.